Messenger RNA from Pneumocystis murina B123, 490 nucleotides. RefSeq names its product mitochondrial import inner membrane translocase subunit tim17. The transcript has 5 exons. Bases 14 to 490 code for a protein of 158 amino acids. Gene Ontology annotation, molecular function: transmembrane protein transporter activity. Lineage: Eukaryota; Fungi; Ascomycota; Pneumocystomycetes; Pneumocystales; Pneumocystaceae. The record is from RefSeq and is a predicted model, not a curated record. Gene Ontology annotation, cellular component: mitochondrial inner membrane; TIM23 mitochondrial import inner membrane translocase complex. Gene Ontology annotation, biological process: protein import into mitochondrial matrix.
UUAAAAAAAAUUUAUGAAAGAAAUGUCUUAUUAUGACCAUUCAAGAGAUCCUUGUCCAUAUGUGAUUCUAUCAGAUUUUGGAGGAGCAUUUGCAAUGGGAGCUAUUGGUGGUGGACUAUGGCAUUCGGUAAAAGGUUUUAGAAAUUCACCAUCAGGCGAAAAGUUGAUUGGAGCAAUCUCAGCAGUAAAAGCUCGUGCCCCAGUUUUAGGAGGAAAUUUUGGUGUUUGGGGAGGUGUAUUUUCAUCAUUUGAUUGUGCAGUAAAAAGUAUAAGAAAAAAAGAAGAUUCAUGGAAUGCAAUUAUUGCAGGAUUUCUUACGGGAGGGUCAUUAGCAUUACGUGGGGAUAUUCGAUCAAUUAGGAAUUCGGCUAUUGGAUGUGCUUGUUUGUUAGCAAUUUUUGAAGGGAUUGGAAUUGCGUUUAAUCGGAUUAUGGCUGAGCAAAAUCGUCCUAUUCAGCCUCAAAUUCCUGAAACUAUUCGUGCUACAUAG